UCAAAUAGAGCCAAAGAAAACAGAGCUCUCGAAUCAACUAAAACAGCAAAGAAAAGCUAUAAAAUCUCCCUAAAUUUAUUUGUACGUAUUAUUGUGAAUGGAAGAAGAGUCGUUGCUACCAGCAUCUCUCCACUCACAACGCUCGAAUGCUCUUCCUUUGUCUUCCUCCCUCUCCUCCGAGAUCGCAGAUCCUUUGCUCCCCUCCACCUCCGACCUAGCGUCGACGUCAUGGCCCCGCCGGAAGUCGCCCCUCUACCGCGCCCGCACCGCCCCUGCCAUGGCCGUGGUGCGCGAUCUCCUCCCCCGCAAACCCGACUCCUCCAAGCCCCCCAACUUCGGCUCCGCCGGCUCCAUCCUCAAGUACUCCUCCGUUCUUCUUCUCGUCUACUUGUCCCUCGGGGUACUGGUCUAUUCCAUGAGCCCCCAGGGCUUCUCGGGCGUCGAGACCCACCCCGCCGUCGACGCCCUCUAUUUCUGCAUCGUCACCCUAUGCACCAUCGGCUACGGCGAUAUUUACCCCCUCACCCCCGCCACCAAGGCCUUCUCCUGCGUCUUCGUCCUCGUCGGCUUCGGCGUCAUCGACGUCCUCCUCUCCGGUGCUGUCAAUUACGUCCUCGACGUCCAGGAGAAUUUGAUUCUUGAGGGUGCCCGUGCCGGGGCCGGCGUCGGCGCCGCCAGCUACGUCUUCGAUGCCGAGAAGGGGCGGAUGAGGAUCCGGAUGAAGGUCGCGCUCGCGAUCGGCGUCGUCCUGCUAUGCGUCGGGGCGGGCACGCUGGCUCUGUACCUGGUGGAGGAUCUUGACUGGAUGGACUCGCUGUAUCUGUCGGUGAUGUCGGUGACGACCGUCGGGUAUGGGGACCGGGCAUUCAAGACGCUGCCGGGGAGGGUUUUCGCUUCCGUCUGGCUGUUGGUGUCGACCGUGGCGGUGGCGAGGGCGUUUCUGUACCUGGCGGAGGCCAGGAUCGAUAAGCGGCACCGGAGGAUCGCCAAGUGGGUGCUGCACAGGGAUCUGACCGUCGAGGAUUUGCUCGCCGCUGAUCUUAAUCAAAAUGGUUUCAUCAGUAAAUCAGAGUUUGUGAUAUACAAGCUCAAGGAGAUGGGGAAGAUUGGAGAGAAAGACAUUCUGCAAAUCUGCAACCAGUUCCACAAGCUUGACCCCAUCAACAGUGGGAAGAUAACCCUCCUUGAUCUACUGAAUUCUUCCAGAUGACCCCGGAGGAGAUGUUUCCCCAGGGUAAACAAACAAGUUUUGUUGCAUGCCAGUAGAUGAUGGUGGAUGAUUUAAUCUAAGAAGUUGCUAUCUUCCUGACUUGAAUUGAUGUAAAGUCUCCUCUCGUGGAAUGGUAGUGAUUGAGAUGACUCUAACAAUUGGUGAAGAAAGGCUAGCAAUUUGAGACAUGAUGAGUAUCACAGGUUGCUAACACAACAAUAACAAUCUUCAUCACAUUUUUUAGGUGCUUGUUUUGUGAAAUUGUUAUGACCUAUCUUAUAUGCAGGUCUUGCUUUUAUGUUGCUUUGCCAUGGUGAAAUGAAGCAGUGAAUCUAAAUCUGAGGUUGAAGGACUUUUAUCACUUGGUUGAGAAUCAAAUGUUCUCUUCAGGUGCCCAAUUCCAGUGGAUAUGGAAAAGUGCUGGUGCUGUUGAGAAUAUCAUUCUUUUGGUGGAAGUUGGUAUGAGCCAACUUGCCUUGCAAAUAUUUCUUAGUUGACAGAGAUAUUCUUCUACAACAUCGUAUUCAUUGUGAUCUCUGUCCACACUCAGUAGAGGAUCUCCAACACAUUUUUAUUUGUCCCUUUGCAAAUCAAUGUUGGUAUGGGCUGCAUGAUUUAGUGAAUACAGGGUUCAUCCCUUCAUCUUUGCAGGCUUUAAUUAUAUUUGUGGCUCAAGCUGGGAUAGAGAAAAAUAUUCAAGCUCUUUACUCUUACAUGGCUUAUCUGCUGUAGUUUGCUAGAAACAAAAGGGUGUUUCAAAUGAAUUUCUAACUGUAUAGGAUAUAUUAAAAAUGGUAUCUGCAUUCUAUGGGGAUUUAUUUCACCAUUAAAGGGACACUUUCGCUGUUAGGUCAAGGAACUGGACCAAUUCUUCUUGGCAACAACCAAUUCAAUUUUCUAUUAUUAGCUGGGUGGCUCCUCACCUUGGAAAAGUGAAAGUGAACUUUGAUGGCGCUAAAAUAGGUGAAAAGGCUACCUCAGUUUGUGUGUUAAGAGAUAAUGAAAGGCAUAUAAUCUGGGCAGCCGGUCAGCAACUACCUAGUUCAUCUUUUUUUAUCCUUGCAGAGUUGAUGGGAGCAUGGAUGGGAUUAUACAAUGCAGUUCAAAUGUCCAUUUUGAUAAGCUGUGGCUGGAAGCAGACUCUUUUUCUAUUAUAAUUCGGCUUUCUGAUGUAUCUGAUUGCAGAUUACUCCAAGACCCACUACUAAAAGACAUUGUCGGCUGGAUAGCUACAACCAAUAUGAUCUCCAUUUCACAUAUACAGCAUGAAGACAACAAGGUAAUCGAUUGGAUGGUAGGAAAGCCUUUUGAAGGAGAUUUGGUAAUUCACUCAAAUUAGCCAUUGCCUGGUGAUUUGAAUCAACUCCUUUUGGCCGAUACUUAUGGGGUCGGAUACAUGAGAUCGGCUUAAUUUUCUUUUUGGUUUAGAGGAAGCUAGUUAAUCUUUUUGGUUUGCAUGUGGAUGUAAUUGUAUUUAUAACUGACAUAUGGUUCUUCAGAACCCUCAGUUGCAAAAAGAAAAAAAGACAGGAAGAAAAAAAAAGAGAGCAGUGAAUCUAUAGCCUUUUUCUAAUAAAAGAAAAUCAUUACAAUCUCAACAAA
Molecule: messenger RNA, 2812 nt
Organism: Elaeis guineensis (African oil palm)
Lineage: Eukaryota; Viridiplantae; Streptophyta; Magnoliopsida; Arecales; Arecaceae
Product: two-pore potassium channel 5
Biological process (GO): potassium ion transmembrane transport; stabilization of membrane potential
Cellular component (GO): plant-type vacuole membrane; plasma membrane
Molecular function (GO): outward rectifier potassium channel activity; potassium ion leak channel activity
Source: RefSeq, a predicted model, not a curated record